Molecule: messenger RNA, 1989 nt
Organism: Drepanopeziza brunnea f. sp. 'multigermtubi' MB_m1
Lineage: Eukaryota; Fungi; Ascomycota; Leotiomycetes; Helotiales; Drepanopezizaceae
Biological process (GO): tricarboxylic acid cycle; fatty acid biosynthetic process; acetyl-CoA biosynthetic process
Cellular component (GO): cytosol
Molecular function (GO): ATP citrate synthase activity
Source: RefSeq, a predicted model, not a curated record
AUGCCCUCCGCAGCAAAUGGUACCAAUGGCACUGCCAAAUCAGCAGGUCCCAGUGCCAACGACAACAUCCAGAGAUUCGCUGCCCCAAGCAGACCUCUGAGCCCGCGUGCGGAACAUACCCUUUUCCACGACAAGACAAGAUGCUUCGUGUACGGUCUCCAACCAAGAGCCGUCCAGGGCAUGCUCGAUUUCGAUUUCAUCUGCAAGCGUAAGACUCCCUCGGUGGCCGGUAUCAUCUACCCCUUCGGUGGUCAGUUCGUGAGCAAGAUGUACUGGGGAACCAGCGAGACUCUCCUGCCAGUCUACCAAGACGUAAGCAAGGCUAUGGAGAAGCACAGCGAUGUCGAUACCGUCGUCAACUUUGCCUCGUCCCGCAGUGUCUACACCUCGACCAUGGAGCUCAUGGAGUUCAAGCAAAUCAAGUCGAUUGCCAUUAUCGCCGAGGGAGUCCCCGAGAGACGUGCACGCGAGAUCCUCCACGUCGCCAAGCGCAAAGGCAUUACCAUCAUCGGCCCUGCGACUGUCGGUGGAAUCAAGCCUGGCUCCUUCAAGAUCGGUAACACCGGUGGUAUGAUGGACAACAUCGUGGCCUCCAAGCUUUACCGCAAGGGAUCUGUCGGAUACGUCUCCAAGUCUGGAGGUAUGUCCAACGAGCUUAACAAUAUCAUUGCCAACACAACCGACGGUGUCUACGAGGGGGUUGCCAUUGGCGGAGACAGAUAUCCCAGCACAACCUUCAUCGACCAUCUCCUCCGAUAUGAAGCCGACCCCGAGUGCAAGAUUCUUGUGCUGUUGGGAGAAGUUGGAGGUGUUGAGGAAUACCGAGUUAUUGAGGCCGUCAAGCAGGGAGUGAUCAAGAAGCCCAUUGUUGCCUGGGCUAUUGGUACUUGCGCAAGCAUGUUCAAGACUGAGGUUCAAUUCGGACACGCUGGUUCAUUUGCCAACUCCCAACUCGAGACUGCCGCUACCAAGAACAAGUCAAUGAAGGAGGCCGGUUUCUUCGUCCCAGACACCUUUGAGGAUAUGCCAGCUACUCUUGCGUUGGUCUACCAGAAGCUUGUCAAGAACGGAAGCAUCGUUCCCCAACCUGAGCCAAUUGUACCAAAGAUUCCAAUCGAUUACGCCUGGGCGCAAGAACUCGGUCUCAUCCGAAAGCCUGCUGCAUUCAUCUCCACCAUUUCAGAUGAUCGUGGACAAGAGCUUCUGUACGCUGGUAUGCCAAUCUCAGACGUCUUCAAAGAGGAUAUCGGAAUCGGCGGUGUCAUGUCGCUUCUGUGGUUCCGCCGCCGUCUUCCCGAUUACGCCAGCAAGUUCCUCGAGAUGGUUCUCAUGUUGACUGCCGAUCACGGCCCGGCUGUGUCUGGUGCCAUGAACACCAUCAUCACCACAAGAGCUGGAAAGGAUCUGAUCAGUGCCCUCGUGUCUGGUCUGUUGACUAUCGGGUCGAGAUUCGGUGGUGCCCUUGACGGUGCCGCGGAGGAAUUCACCAAGGCUUUCGAUAAGGGUCUCAGCCCACGUGAGUUUGUUGACACGAUGCGCAAGCAGAACAAACUCAUCCCCGGUAUCGGCCACAAGGUCAAGUCUCGCAACAACCCUGAUCUCCGUGUCGAGCUCGUCAAGGAGUUUGUCAAGAAGCGCUUCCCCAGCUGCAAGAUGCUCGACUAUGCGCUUGCUGUUGAGUCGGUUACAACUUCAAAGAAGGACAACCUGAUCCUGAACGUCGAUGGUGCUGUCGCGGUCUGCUUCGUCGACCUGAUGCGCAACUGUGGUGCAUUCAGUGCUGAGGAGGCUGAGGAUUACAUGAAGAUGGGUGUCUUGAACGGUCUGUUCGUCUUGGGACGAUCUAUCGGUUUGAUUGCCCAUUACCUUGAUCAAAAGAGACUCCGCACUGGUUUGUACAGACAUCCUUGGGAUGAUAUCACCUACCUUCUUCCAUCUUUGUCAUCUGGAGCUCCAGGAGCCGAGGGUCGCGUGGAGGUUCAGUUGUAG